This is a messenger RNA of Diversispora eburnea, 3846 nucleotides long. NCBI's taxonomy places the organism in Eukaryota, Fungi, Glomeromycota, Glomeromycetes, Diversisporales, Diversisporaceae. The record is from the annotation of a GenBank genome assembly.
AUGCCUUCCGAAAAAGUAGUGUCUGGUGACAUUGAAUUUUCUCCAAAACUUGCUUUUUAUCUUAAUGGAACCAGAAUAGAAAUCAAUAAUCCAGAUCCUGAUACGACAUUGCUUCAAUAUGUUCGUUCCAUUGGACUUACUGGAACUAAGUUAGGAUGCGCUGAAGGUGGUUGUGGUGCCUGUACAGUCAUGAUAUCAUCUUAUGACCUAAAAUCAAGAAAGAUCUCGCAUUAUUCAGUUAAUGCAUGUUUAUUACCUUUAUGUUCAGUGGAAGGUAAACAUGUUAUUACGAUAGAAGGAAUUGGGAACGUAAAAUAUCCACAUCCUGUUCAGCUUUAUUACAUGGGAAUUGCAAUGUCACUUUAUGUUUUAUUGCGUAAUAAUCCUAAUCCUACCGAAGAAGAAAUUGAAGAAUGUUUUGAUGGAAAUUUAUGUAGAUGUACUGGUUAUCGUCCUAUUUUGGAUGCAGCAAAAACUUUUGCAAAACCAUCAUCUGGUCAGAAUAAUUAUAAAGAUGAUGAUGAAACUAUAGUCAAUGGUGAUCUUAAAAAUGUGACUUGUGGUCGAGCUGAUUGUUGUAAAUUGAGAAUUGAUACCAAUGGGAAAAUUGGAAAAUAUGAUCCAUCUCAAGAAUUAAUAUUUCCACCAUUACUUAUGAAUCACGUUCCUGUUGCUCUCUGUUUCUCGGGUAGAAAAACAAUGUGGUUUAGACCUAUUAAUUUGAAUCAAUUAUUUUAUUUAAAAUCAAAAUAUCCUGAAGCAAAAUUAAUUUCUGGUAACACUGAAGUUGGUAUUGAAACCAAAUUUAAGAAAAUGGAUUAUAAUGUUCGAAUUUUUGUUGGGGAUAUUCUGGAAUUAAAAACUUGGGAAUUUCAAGAGAAUGGAUUAUUGAUUGGUGCAAAUGUUAGCCUUACAAAAUUCCAAACCAUUUUACAGGAUGCUUGUAAACAUUACAAGUCAUAUCAAACCCAAGUUUUUAAAGCUCUUCUAUUUAAUUUACGGUGGUUUGCAGGAAAUCAAAUCCGUAAUGUUGCUACUCCUGCUGGAAACAUUGUUACUGGUUCACCAAUAUCAGAUUUAAAUCCUAUCUUCCUUUCAACUCGAACAAAAUUUAUUCUCACCUCAUCAUCUAAAAAUAGUCGCGAUAUUCCAGCCACAUCUUUUUGGACAGGAUAUCGACAAAAUUGUUUAGAUAAAAUUGAAAUAUUAGAAAAAAUAUUUAUUCCUUGUUCAAAAUUAGGUCAAUAUGUGCGAGCUUAUAAACAAGCCAAAAGACGUGAUGAUGAUAUUGCGAUUGUUAAUUCUGGAUUAUCUAUUAUUUUAGAUGAAAAAAAUAUUGUGCAAGAGGCAUCAUUUGCUUUUGGAGGUAUGAGUGGUCUUUCUGUCAGAGCACCAAUAUCGGAAAAUUUUGUUUUAGGAAAAUUUUGGGGAGAUGAAAACAUUUUUAUGGGUCUUCUUAAUAAAUUGAGUGAGGAAUUACAAUUAAGUUUUUCUUCUCCUGGUGGUAUGAUUGCAUAUCGUAAAUCAUUAGUUUCUGGAUUUAUGUAUAAAUUUUGGCAUGAUGUGUCAAAAUGUGUUGGUAUUCAAACUUCUGUUAGUGAUGAGGAAGUUGAAAAUUUUGUUGGAAUUAUAGAACGUCAAGUUUCAAAAGGUGUUCAAUUAAUUGGUCAACCUGAAGAAGACAAGAAAAUUGUGGGUAAAUCAAUUCCAGCUAUUUCAGCUUUGAAGCAAGUGACUGGUGAAGCAAUUUAUGUAGAUGAUUUACCAAAACAACAUGGUGAAUUAUAUGGAGCUCUUGUUUUAUCACAAAAAGCUCAUGCAAAAAUAAUUAAGAUUGACGCGUCAAUUGCUUUAGAAAAAUCGGGUGUAAAAGGAUUUUUUACAGCAAAAGAUGUUCCAGGUGAUAAUAAAUGGGGUGCGGUAUUUCAAGAUGAAGAAAUAUUUGCUAGUGAAGAAGUUCAUUGGCAAGUUAUUGGUUUAAUUGUGGCUGAUACACAAGCAAUUGCUCAAGAAGCGACCAACUUGGUAAAGAUAGAAUAUGAAGUAUUACCUCAUAUAUUAACUAUUGAAGAAGCAAUUGAAAAAAAUAGCUUCUAUCAUAUUGAAAGACGUUUAUCAACUGGUGAUGUUGAAAAAGGAUUUCAAGAAGCUGAUCUUAUUUUUGAAGAAACAAAUGCUGCAUUAGUAAUUCCAAAACCUGAAGACAAUGAAUUUGAAAUUCAUUCAUCUUCUCAAGCUCCCACAGCAGUUCAAAAAGAUUGUGCGUCGGUGCUGGGAAUUGCAGCAAAUAAAGUUGUAUGUCGAGUAAAAAGAAUUGGAGGAGGUUUCGGUGGAAAAGAAACAAGAAGUAUUCCUUUACCUCUUGUUUUGGCAGUUGGCGCUUGGCAUCUUAAAAAACCAAUUAGAUGCAUGUUGGAUCGUGAUGAAGACAUAAUUAUAUCUGGGCAACGUCAUCCUUACUUGGGACGUUGGAAAGUUGGUGUUAGUAAAGAAGGAAAGCUUCUUGCUUACGAUUUACAGUUGUAUGGUAAUAUGGGAUGGUCAUGCGAUCUUUCAUUGGGUGUUUUGGAACGUGCAAUAACACAUGUAGAUAAUUGUUAUUAUUGUCCAAACGUGAGAAUAAUUGGAAAAUUAUGUAAAACCAAUAUUCAUUCCAAUACUGCCUUUAGAGGUUUCGGAGCUCCUCAAGGAAUGAUGAUUACUGAAAAUAUGAUGAGUGAAAUAAGCGAUCGUUUGGGAAUUGAUCCAAUCGAAACAAGAGAAAAAAACUAUUAUUUAGAAGGUCAAAAAACUCAUUUUAAUCAGAUACUAAGGGAUUGGCAUAUUCCUGCAUUACAUCAACAAGUUAUGGAAUUAAGUGAUUAUGUUAACCGAAGAAAGAAGGUUGAUGAUUUCAAUUCAAAGAACAAAUGGCGUAAACGAGGUUUAACCUUAAUUCCCACAAAAUUUGGACUUUCGUUUACUGUGUUACACUUAAAUCAAGCCGCUGCUUUAGUUCAUAUAUAUACUGAUGGAAGUGUUCUUGUUAGUCAUGUUCAUCUUAUGGAAACUGCUACAAAUUUGGUUAUUAAUACGUCACCAACUGCAGCUAGUGUUAGCAGUGAUAUUAAUGGUUUUGCAGUUUUUAAUGCUUGCCAAACUUUGUCUGAAAGAUUAAAACCAUAUCGAGAAAAAAUGCCUGGUAAAAGUUUUAAAGAGAUUGUUCUGGCUGCAUAUCUUGAUAGAGUUAAUUUAUCUGUUAAUGGAUUUUAUAAAACUCCGGAUAUUAAUCAUAACUGGGAUAAAAAUGAAGGACAAGCUUUUUAUUAUUUUACAACUGGAGUUGCUUGUACUGAAGUUGAAGUUGAUAUUUUAACAGGGGAUCAUACUAUUAUAAGAACCGAUUUGGUAAUGGAUAUUGGUCGAAGUUUAAAUUAUGCUAUAGAUGUUGGUCAAAUUGAGGGUGCAUUUGUACAAGGUGUAGGAUGGUGCACAAUGGAAGAAACUUUACAUUUUCCAACUGGACACAUUUUCACAAAAGGACCAGGAAAUUAUAAGAUACCUGGUUUUAGAGAUAUUCCACAAGAUUUUCGUAUUUAUACAUUCGAUGGAAAAUAUUCAAAUCUGAAAACAAUUCAUAGUAGUAAAGGAGUUGGGGAACCGCCAUUAUUUUUGGGUUCUUCGGUAUUUUUCGCUAUUAGAGAUGCUAUUAAAGCUUUCCGGUUGACAAAUAAUAACCAUAAAGCUGUGACGCUUUGUUCUCCAGCAACUCCGGAAAGAAUUCGUCUUGCUUGUGAAGAUGAAUUUGUAAAGAAAGCCCACGUUCGAAAAAAGGAUGGUGAAAAAGAAUGGAUUCUUGCAGUUUAA